AUGCUCAUCCGACUGACCAUAUCGUCCGCAAUGGGUAUGUUGAGCGAAAUCGCUGACGAAACAGCGAGGAAGAUGGCUAACACAAGCAAGCGCUAUCUUUACUCUGCCUACUUCAAGAUGAAGAAGCCUUGUCAAGACGAGUGUCAGCCGUGGUACGACUUCCUACGCAAGGACGGCAAGUAUUACGGCCCAUCAGUCGGCGACGGCGAGGAGGAGCCUGAUGGGACGUACGCGAUCAACGUGACCCAACAUUGCUCGCAUCUCGACCUUGCCAUGCCAUGCCAGGUUUGCAACGGGAACAAGACCUUUGGCCCAGCCUACAGCGACGAGAUUCACUCCACAACGCAGUCACAGGAAGCCGGCUUGCCGAAUGACGGGAUGCUUUACCUCAUCACCAGGUGCAGGCAAUCGGGCUAUGCAACACCGGAAAGCUUGGACGGCUACCCAAACAUUUGGCCCGACAAGGAGGAGCAGCGCAGAGUUGACGUCGGGUCCAAGUGCCGACCAGAGAUCAUCGGCUGUUUCGAUGGAGCCAACUGCAGCGACAUCAUUGACAAAGUGACUGGCAAACCGUACGACAACGACCGACGGCCAGGCGAUGGGAGUGAGAACGUCCCCACCAACGCCUCUGCCAUUGUCUACGGCAGCACCAUUUCCGCGCCACCUUCCCGCAACACCAGCACAUCUGCCUCCAACACCACUACUUCUGCCACGAACUCCAGCGCCUCUUCCUCCAACACCGGCGCCUCUACCUCGGGCACCAGCGCCCCUACCUCCAACGUCGGCUCCUCGACCUCCAACUCAACCCCGCCGCUGCCGGUCUUACCAACCGCCGCGAACGAAACCACGGUGGACUCAACCGCAGCGAGCAACACAGCCUCUCCUCAGCCUAAGGAGACCGACUCGGGCGCACUGGCUGUAUCUCUCCCCUUUACCCUUGUUCUUGGCGCACUGGGAAUCGCUAGCCUCGUUUAG
Molecule: messenger RNA, 975 nt
Organism: Trichosporon asahii var. asahii CBS 2479
Lineage: Eukaryota; Fungi; Basidiomycota; Tremellomycetes; Trichosporonales; Trichosporonaceae
Exons: 4
Coding region: 1-975 (324 amino acids)
Source: RefSeq, a predicted model, not a curated record